This is a messenger RNA of Tetrahymena thermophila SB210, 1002 nucleotides long. Its product is annotated as translation initiation factor 2B subunit, eIF-2B alpha/beta/delta family protein. The record is from RefSeq and is a predicted model, not a curated record. Gene Ontology annotation, biological process: translational initiation. Gene Ontology annotation, molecular function: guanyl-nucleotide exchange factor activity; translation initiation factor activity. Lineage: Eukaryota; Ciliophora; Oligohymenophorea; Hymenostomatida; Tetrahymenidae. The transcript has 5 exons. Gene Ontology annotation, cellular component: eukaryotic translation initiation factor 2B complex.
AUGAAAAGAUUAAUUGACCCCUUAAGAGAAGAUAAAAGCUCUUAUUAAAUGGCUAAAGAAACAGCUCAAAUUAUUUUAGAUAUUGCCUAAUCCUCUAAAUACUAAAGCGUUUAAGAAUUAACUAAGACAAUCAACAAAGCUGGCAAAAUGAUUUUGGAAGAAAAUCCACUUGAGUUUUCAAUUGAAAAUGUUAUUAGAAAGAUUAUAAGCAUUAUCAAAGAUAUUAACGAAUAAAAUGAUAAAAAGAAGAACAAGGGUUUUUCUAAUCUUAAAAAAUUAUUCGAAAAAGAAGAUGCAAAUGAAGAUCUAACUCCAGCAAAUGUAGAAGAUAAGGAAGAAUUCAAAGCUAAGCGCACCAAAUUUAUAGAUGCAAUUUAAGGAUUAUUACAAGAGUUAGAUGAUUUGUCAGAUACAAUAAACGAUUAUGCUGCUAAUCAUAUUAACUCAGGAGAAGUUAUUUUAACUUACGGGUACUCUGAAACUAUUAAGCUCUUUUUAAUAGAUGCUAAAAAACAAAGAAACUUUGAAGUUAUUGUUUUAGAUGGAGAAUGUAAGUAAUCAGGUUAAAAAAUGGCUUAAGACCUUGCCGAUGAAGGAAUUACUACUUCUCUUAUUCCAUUCUCUUCUGCUUAUGCAUUCAUGUCCAGGGUCAAUAAAGUUUUCAUAGGUGCUCAUGCCAUUAUGAAAAACGGUGGUGUCCUAGGUAGAAACGGUAUAUUAAUGCUCACCACAGCUGCUAAAGCUUACUCAGUUCCUGUUAUUGUGCUUGCUUCAGCUAUAAAAUUAACUCCUCAUUUCCCCUUUGAAUAAAAUACUUUCAAUGAAACUCUCAAUCCUCAAGAAAUGCUUCCUAACACUGUUUCUUACAAUAAUAAUGAAACAAUUAUUGUUACUAGAUUCGACUACGUUGCUCCUGAAUACAUAAAUCUAUACAUAACAAACUAUGGAGAGCAUACUCCAGCUUAUAUUUAUCGCCUUUUUAAUGAAUAUUAUCAAAAUUGA